This is a messenger RNA of Larimichthys crocea (large yellow croaker), 1384 nucleotides long. Its product is annotated as Receptor expression-enhancing protein 6-like. The coding region runs from base 150 to 695 and encodes 181 amino acids. Lineage: Eukaryota; Metazoa; Chordata; Actinopteri; Sciaenidae. The transcript is spliced from 6 exons. The record is from RefSeq and is a predicted model, not a curated record.
UCGGGCGACUUUCAAACUCCUCCCACUCCACAACACACACGCACAAACUGCCACACACCGCAACUCGGCGGAGUCAGCAGCGGCACCGAGCCAUCCAGCAGGGGCGAGUUUUCGGGCACAUAAUCAAACCAAGGGAAAAAAGCCCGAAAAUGAGUCAGUUCAAGGAGCGCUUCGUGACUCUGCUCCACGAGAAGAACUUUGUCACGGAUCAGCUGGCGACGCUGGAGGAAAAAACGGGAGUGAAGAGGGAGUACAUCGCCUUGGGUCUUCUGAGCUUCCUCGGCUUGUAUCUCCUGUUCGGAUACGGAGCCUCACUGCUCUGCAACGUGAUUGGCUUCGCCUACCCGGCAUAUUUCUCUAUCAAGGCCAUCGAGAGCACAGUGAAGGAGGACGACACACAGUGGCUGACCUACUGGGUUGUUUAUGGGCUCUUCAGCAUCGUCGAGGCCUUUUCUGACAUCUUCCUGUUCUGGUUCCCCUUUUACUACGCUGGCAAGUGUCUGUUCCUGAUAUGGUGCAUGGCUCCCGUGUCGUGGAACGGCUCCGAGAUGCUGUACAAGCGCGUGAUCCGCCCAUUCUUCCUGAAACACGAGGCUGCCAUGGAUCAUAUGGUCAGCGAUCUGAGUUCCAAGGCCAAGAACCUCACUGAGACCGUCACAAAGGAGGGUGAGAUGACUGCAGUGUACAUCUGUUAACCGGGCUCUGAACCAUGAUAAGGACCAGUGAAAGACAGGGGAAGGCUUUGUGUGUUUGGGUGUGUGUGUGUGUGCGUGCGUGCAUCUAAGUGUGUUUGGGUACUUGAAAAGAGGUACUGAAUGACUUUGUGUGUGUGCGUGUGAGAUGUUUUGCUUUCGUCCUCCCUCCUUCCAUGAUGAAUGACGACGAUUAACCCCCCGCCCGUCAUGUGAAGAGCUGAAGCUUCACACUCCUGAAGACAAAUAAAAGCUUGUUUGUGCAUUCACAUGAGUUUACUGCCAAGACAAUCGGUGAAGCUGUGACUUUUCAUGGGGUUUUAUUUUCUUUUGUUGUUGCGUGACAAAAUAAUAAUACGUUGAAAGCAAAAACAAUGCACCUUUUUAUGUAUUAUUGUACCCGCAGGUUUCAGCCACACUGGCGGUGAAGUCAAUAUUAUGAAGUCUAAUUGAGCCAUUUGUGACAGAAAACUGAAGGCUGAUAAUAUAACGGUUGCAAAAGCAGGUUGUGUCCUUAAACAGCAUUUUCUAACGUUGAUAAUCAAAACUGGAACACGUCUUCUUGUUCUUGCACGUGCCAAACGACAUUUAAAGUCUGUUCGAGGUUUCGGGAAGGUUCUGGAUGACUUCUGUCUUUUGAUAUGUCUUUAAUUUAUCAUCUCACAAUAAAACUGGAACCGUAAUGAACUGAA